UGAAAUUCAAUUCAAUGAAAAUUAUGUGUUGCAAUGUAAUAAAUUAUUUAAUAAAAUCACAAUUAUAUUGCAAUCUAUGAGUGCAACAGUGACUGAAAUAUUGGGUGUUCAAUGUGUAAGAGUGAGACGGGUUUUUACUUAAAAGUAUCUUCUUGAUUAAAGAUUGUAAGCGAUUAACACCACAUGGGUAAAAAAACGACUAAGCGUAAAACUAGAUGGCGUACCCUCUCCAUUGGUGAGGUACCAAGUGAUACAGAAGAGGAAACUCAUGAAAAUCACACAACACCAAAUUAUUAUAAAAAUGUAAAAUUACGUAGUUUUAAAACGCCUACACCAACAUCAGAUAACAAUUCAACACGUUCAACAUUUAAUAAUUAUUCAUAUCGAUGUAACAGUGGUGGUAGCAAUAACAGUUCUUCAUACUAUUAUAAUCAUUCAACAACACAUAACGGUACAUCAACACCAUCAAACACCACCAAUCACCAUCACUAUCAACGGGAGCCAUCAUCAUAUGGUGCUGGUGCACACUAUCAACGAACAUCAUCAGAUUAUACAUCAUCGUUCCAUCAUAAUCUACGAAAUGGUGGCAGCGGUUCAUCGACAUCUACGGGAGGUGGUGGUGUAGCGGCGAGCACAAGUCAAUCAAGUCAUUCAACACCCAUACGCAGUCGUUAUCAUCGUAAUCAUGGUUAUAAUGGUACUGGUGAUAAGUAUAAGAGUUCACGGUCGAACAGCACUGCAAGCGAACCAAAAAUUACGUUUAACGAAGAUGAAUAUACGCGAAUAACGACACCACGGCAGGAUGUGUUAUUUAAAAAAGGAUAUUUGAGUAAAAAAAAACCACUCACAGUUGUAUCUGGUGAUACAGCGCAAAAUCACCACGAUAGCAAUGGUUUAAUGGCAAAUGGUGGUACGGGACAACAUCAUAUGAAUGGACAUAGUGGCGGUAUUAUUAACAACGGUGGCGGCGGAAGUUGUGGAGAAUCCAAUCCUUCGACAGGAUAUAAUUCAACAACUGGAGGUGGUACACCCGAACAUCAUUCAUUAGAUGGUGGCGAUUAUUACGACACAGAUAUUGACCAACAUCAACCUCCGUUUAUAAUUCACAACGGGUUUGUUGAUCACAAUGGUGUCUUCUAUGUAAAUGGUUAUGAUCCAUUUUCAAUGAUGCUGAUUGGUCCACCUCCACCGCCACCCCCUGGACAAUUCAUUCAUCCGGUUGAUUUCUAUCCACCACCACCGCCAUCAGUAUCAGGAGUGCCAUGUUUUCCACAAAUCACUCCGUCCACAUCAAUUAAUAAUCAAAACGAUAGUACAACAUCAAAUAGUAGUAAACGAUGUUCCACUGAUUCACAGGCUGAUGAAUCAAAUAGUCCACACAACGAAAAUGAAUCUUCUGGUGAAACAAAUAAUUUUGCGUCGUCCGAACAAAGUCAAUCCUCGUCAUUAGACAAUAAUUUAGAUCAACAAUCUUCAGAUAAUCAGACCAAUAAUUUAACACCGACAAAUACUGAUUCCGGUGUACAAAUUAUAGACGAUAAUAACACUACGGACGAUUGUGCAAAAUCAAAUCCAGACGAUGGUAGCAGUGACUCAGUAGAACCAAUCACAAAUAGUUCUUCAACGCAAUCACAAACGACAACAAUAUCAUCCACAUCUGUUCCCAUCGUAGAGGAAGAUGUUAUCGUACCAACGAAUGAUGGUUUAGUUGAAACACCACCAGCGCCUAUAUUACCAAUGCAACAAUCGAAUAGUUUUGUUGCUCCAAGAAUAUAUCCAAUACCAGCAACACCCACACAUUUCUUUUUGACUGCAGGUCCACCACCAACUGGUUUUAUACCAUUUCCACCACCAACGGCUGUUCCAGGCCAACCUAUUUAUAUAAACGAUAUCAACAUCCAACCUUCAAGUGCAUUGAAUCUAGGAAUUGUUGAUCCAUCGAAACAGCGUUAUAUUCAGAAACGAAGGAGACGAAAACUUUCUAAAUCGCAGAACGAUAUAGAGAAAAAAUAUUCGGAUAAUUCGGGAUCUUCUACUUCAGACGAAUUCGAACCCGAAGAACUUAGUUUAGAAAAACAUUCAGCAUCCUUAGAUGAUACCGCGAAUGAUAAAACGCCUACUAUAGAAAUGUAUUCCGUAAUAGAUGAUAUAUCAAACGAAACUAAAGACAAACAAUUACCAUCACCCCGAUGUACACCACCUCCUCUCGUAAAUGGCGAUAGUGUAAUCACAAACGAUUCAAAAGAAACACAAAAAUCGUUAUCAACCGUAUACAAAUUAGACGCCGAAGAAUUUGUACCACGAUCAAUGCGAUUGCAGCAAACAGCAUCCACGUCGAUUGACGAAAAAUCAAUAAAUCCUGAAUUACGUGCCAAAUUUGAAAAUUAUUUGAAUCGUCAAAGUACAAAUAUUAGUGAUGAACAAAAUGGUUACAUGGUUGGUGAGUUUAUACCAAGUGAUUUUAUUUUUCAUCAUCCUGGAGAAAUACACCAUCAUUAUCAAUUAGAGCAACAAUUAAUUGGCACAAGUUAUCCAUCGUCGCAAGCACCACCACAAGCAUCGAAACAUUUUAUUCAUCAUAAUCAAUUUUUACCGCCACGAAGGCAAUUUGUAAAUGGUUACAACAAAAAGAGACAAAAAUAUAUAAAACCUAAUCAUUAUUAUAAAUCCAAUUAUAAAAAUUAUUCACAUGAUCAACAACAGCAAUCAACAUCUACGAAAGUAGAACACGACGAUGAUAAUAAAGCAGACGACUGUAAACCCCAAUCGAUGACUGAAACACAUGUAAAUACAGAAACAAAUGAAUCAGCAUCACUGCCUAUAGAAAAGACAAUUACUGAUAAUGAUGAGGAUGUAACGAAAGAUUUAGUAUUGAGUAAAGUGGAUUCAAAAGAAAAUGUCGAACCUAAACUAGAAGUUACAGCAUCAAAUGAUGAAACAAACAAAUCACUUGAAGUUGUUGUUGUGACGCCUAGUGAAAAUAAAAGUAUAAAUGAAAUACAAAAGAAGAAUGAAUCACACCCAUCAAUAACCUGCGCAAAUCAGGAUGAAAAAAUUACCAAAACUGAAACAUUUGAUAAAUCUGUGAUGACAGUAAUCGAUGAUAAACCCAACGUAACGUCAACUGACGUUAAAGAACAACAAAUAACACCGUCAUCGCCAAUUCGAAUACAUAAACCGUUACAGAAAAUCGAGAAUAACUCACCGACAGUGUUAAAAGUUAGUAGUAAGAAUUAUGCACAAAUCCUUCGAAAAGAUGAUAAAAUGACCACGUCUAUACAACAAUCAAAAACAAUAAGAAAAGAUAAUUUAACAGCGACUAAAACUUCACCAGUAUCAUCGAAAAUUCAAAAUAAAACUAAAACUGUACAGCAACCUAUAAGACAACUGUUAAAAAGUUCACCCCAAAAUGUACAAAAAUCAACAACAAAUAAAAUACAAAUUGAACCUGUACAUAGACCAAAAGUUCCGCUUGUUAAUUCAUUACCGGAAGAUAAUGAAUGGAUAUCGGUGCCAAGUCGAAAGAAAGGUAAAGUAAAGAGUUAUCAACAAAUUCCGUUAUCGAUGUCUUUGCAUGAAAAUUACUUGACACCAGAGUUAAUUGACAAAGUAGAAAAAGUAAGUGAGCCAAAAGUAGAAAAGACAGAACCAAUUGUAAAUACAACAGAAGAAACUGUAAAGACAGAAGAAAUUUUAGACAGUUCAGCAUCAACAGAAACUGUAGUUGCUUCAAAUAAAUCAGUAUCACCAGCAGUACAAAUAAAAAAUACUAAAAAACCUGUGGUUAAUAAACUUUCACAUACACCUAAAAAUUCAGUCAAGAAGACAAAAAUAAACGACUCUGUUAUUAAAUCUGACAAACAAAUUGAGAAAAUAAAAACCCCCAUUGAAAAUGUAAUAAGUAAACAGGAAACGGUGAUGCCACAACAAUCUACAACACCACCAGAUGUAUCUAAGAAACAAAAGGGUAAAUCAUUAAAGAAACAAGUAAUUAAAGAAAAUAAUCCAUCAACUAAUCAAAAUACAGCAAUUGGUGAAAGUAUAGACAAUUUACGUAAAAUGUCUACCGAACAUUCAAAAACCAAUAUUGAAAUAUCAAAAGAAAUGGAUCGAUUAAUACAACAAGGGUUAUAUAAAAAUUUAGGCAAUACAAUUAAAUCAUUAGGACAUGAUAAAGAAUUUUUAUCAAUAAUUGAUCCAAAUAUCAAUAUAUUACCAAAAAUGAUGUUUGACCCACAAUUGAAAAUGAAAGGACAAAAUGAGAAUUUAUUAGAAUUGAAUAUAAUGGAAACAUUAAAUGAAUGUCAACGAUAUUUUGCAAAUAAAAAUAUCAAAGAUGUGAUGUUUGAUUCCUCAUCAUCAACAAAAGAUGUUAAAAACCAGACUGUUCAAGAUGAGGAGACAAAUAGCAAUAUUGCUAGUGUUGUUGGUUCAUCUGUGACGUCAGACGAUGGAAAUGUUCAAAUAUGUGAUAGUGUUGAGACAAAUAAUAAAGCAUCUCAAAUAAGCAAUAUAAGUGCCUCCAUUCCAUCAACAUCAAGGGUCGAUGAAACACGGGAUGAACAAGUUGAGAAAUUAUCCACCACUCCAAAUGGUGUUUUGAUUACAGCUACAUCAUCAUCUUCUGAUAAGAAUAUUGAUGAAAAAACAGGUAAGAAUGUGCCAAUUAUCAUAGAAAAUAAUACAAACGAAGCAGAUUUAUCUGAUAACGAUGAUACACUGUUAUCAUUUAAGUUUGAUUCCAAUGAGAACAUAUCUGUAAUUACUGAAGAACCACAUGCUAGUGUAAAUAACGAAGAUAUCGAAGAACUAGAAUUAGAUGAGAACACAUCAAUAAAGCAUUCACCAGAUCCAGAUUCGUGGUCCAGUCAUACAAAUUUAACAACAACAAGUACUGAAUUCACUUCGAAUAAAUUAUCAACAAUGUCACAACAACACAAAUCACUAACAGAGGUUGUUAAAGAGUGGUUAACAGAAGCACAAGAGAAAUCACCAAAUGUAUUUAAAUCACCUGAAAAAAUAUAUCGUGAAAAAAGUGCACCACCAAAAUUAUAUCAUCAAUACAAUAAUGAUUCAGAUAGUUAUGAUUCUGAACCGGAAGUUGGUAAAAGUAACGAACAAGAACAAGAAACGUCAAAAAACGUAAAAGGCAACCCCCUAUUUGUCGCAUCUGCUAAUACUAAUCAAAAAUCAUCAUUGCAUCAUUCAUUUUUAUCAUUAAUUGAACCACUAAUAACAAGUAAUGGAUAUUCAGUAUCUGCAUCUGUAUCGGGUGCAGCUAUUGGUGAAGAUGCACUGUUAGCAAAUAGGAGGGUUGCUAUUGAUACAAAUAAAACAGAUUUUAAAACAAUAGCAAAACGACGUAUCAAAGAAAAUGUAGCAGUAUUUGCACGUGAAUUAGUAAAUACUGUAAAUCCAGUCGUUGAUGGUAUGAAUAUAGAAACUGAAGAUGAUGAAGAUAAAUUGAAAUCUAAUACAAAUUAUUGUUGUGAAGUCAAUGAACAUACGGAUUUAAAUAACGAACAAGGUGAAAUAAAGAAUAAAUUAACUACGGCUGGUAUGCAAUUUACAAUAAAAGGUGCUUUUGUACGUGAUGUAGGUAUAAUAAAAAGAACCGUCAGCGAAAAUGGUGCUAUUUUUAAUAAUCCAACUACUUCUAUUGUAAAUAACACUUUCAAUUCAGAUGUAAAUAGUUAUGUAAAUAAAUCAAAAUCAAAAUCAUGUAUAGAUAUGAAAUUAUUGUUUGUUGAAAAUGAGAAACAAAUCAAUAAUCAUUCAUCGUUACCAUCAACACGUGAAGGUUCACAAGAACAGCAGCAAUAUUGGGAGGAAGAUCCAUCAUGUUGGAUCCGCGAUGAUGAAGAUAUUGGAAUUGAGUCAAUAACAUUGUUAAAUAAUGAAAAACCGUUAAUAAAAAAUGGCGGUACAAAAAUUUGUAUCAAAAAUAAUUUAACAAAUUGUGAUGAACAGAAUAUUUAUAAUAAAAAAGAAUUAAAUAAUAAAAAAAAAGAUAAUAAAAUAGAAAAUGAAGAUGACGAUAUAAUUGAAACGUAUGAAUCAAUGUAUGGUAAAAAUUUAGACUAUUUAGAAAUACGACAGAAAGUUUUAAACGAAUGCGAACAAAAGUCAUCGACAUCAUCAUCCCAACCUCAACCACGGGUUCUCAAUGCAGAUCCACCAUGUGUGCUUGGUCAACGCGGAGCUGUAUGUUGUAGCAUACAGUAAAACAUAAUCUCAAAAAUUAUUGACGUUUGCUCAUUAAAAUGUUUCGAGAUUUGUUGUUGUUAUGUGUUAACAUUAUAUUCAGAUUUUACGACUUACCAUAAAUUUGUGUCUUACCUUCACAAAUUUGUUCUUAAGAGUACCUCCCUCUUUAAAUGUGUAUAGCCUGUUCAUCGUAUCAAAAACAUUAUUUUUAAAUCAAUUUUUUUUCGAAAUUAAAUCCUGAAAUUAAUAGGACCUACAUAAACUACACUCUGCAAUGAAUAAAUCUAAUCUUAAGUUUAGGAUUUAAUUCCUUUAUUUUGUAUAGUUUAUUUCGCUUUAGAUGUGUAAACGAAAUAUAGAUCAAUCAGAUACACAAUUUUAAAAAAAUUACAAAACACAAACAUGACAAGUAAUUUAUUAAAACAAACAUGGCUGCCGUUUUUAAAUAAGAUAAUGAAAAUUUACGUUUUUUGUCUGUUUUAUUUUAAAAUGGGAAAAAGUGAAGUGCAUCUAUUUACCUCAUAUGUUUAGCUAUACAGGGUAUUAACUCGUUGUCGAUUCAAUUAUUUUUAGUCUCGAUAUCUGACAACAACACUGACGUACGUAUGCAUAAUCAAAGUUAAUACGUCCCUGUAUAUUAAAUAAAUCGUUAUUCAUCAAAAUAUAUACCUGGCUGUAUUAGAAUAAUUAUUUUUAAGGAUUAAACUAAUAAUUAAGUCGUAAUAGGUAUAACCAUAUAAAUAAAAAUUUAAAAAUCUGUUAAGGACUCUUUUAAAGAAUCUUCAAUCGCUCUGACAUAAAUUAAUGGUCCUAGAAGUCUCGAUACUUAAAAUUAAAACACUUUUUUUGUGUCGAAAUUCGGCUUGAUUAUUCUUUAAAGUUUCUAGAGCGAACUAAUCUUUAUGACGCCACUCUUAACAUUUCUGUGCCUUUACAAACGAUUUAUCCAACUUUUCAAAAUAGGCUUCAGUUUUGGGGACUAUCUCCUCAAAAUAAGCUUCAGUUUUAAUAACCAUCUCUUUAUUGAAGCCAUAUCUCUUCUUUGCACGUCUUUUUUGACAUUUACCUACAAGUAAUAGUCGCUGGGAGCUUAAUCUGUAAUUAUGGAAGCGGAAGCAAUUCGAAGUGAAUUCAUACAAGUUUGUAAUUUUACUGGUCGACUUUGGCAACGUUGCAUUGUCUUGGUGAGAGGGCUGUCUUUUCGAUUUAUGACUGGCAUUUUGUGAUUACAUUAUGCAAACGAACAUACAUUACCAUAUUACUAUUCGCUAUGCAAGUCGAAUGUUAACUUUUUGAUCGCUAUGGUAGUCUUGUAUCCUUCACUGUCCAUUCAGUUCUGACUCGGCGUAUAGUGGUAUAUUAUUGUUUCAUCCAUAUCAUACACCCCGUAAAAUUGUUAUCUUUAUUUUGAUUAAAUAGCUCCGAAUGGUGUUGUCAAUUAUUAACAUGCUGUUUUUGGUUAACUAUGAGCAAAUAUGGUACACACUUCGAACAGAUCCUCCGAAUAUAAACUACAAUAUUCUUGCAAAUUACAACAGAAACGGUCUAUUGAUAUGAUGCCAACUAUUUUACGCACCUUUACUAUGUGGUUAUUUCGAUUUUGCAGAUUUUUUAAUGCUUCACUGCGCAACAGUCAUUUGAACGCUAAUAGCAUUUCGUACACUGCGCAACAGUCAUUUGAACACUAACAUCAUUUCGUAUCAUUUGUAUCCAGAACAGUUCAGUUGCGAUCAACAAAUUGUUAUUCUCAUCGGAGUAUAGAACAUAUUGCAGUGCGUUCUAAAAUAUUAUCAAACGUUGAUCUGUACUCGUAAACAUACGUUUGGAUAUGAUAUUGGAAUAGCCCUCUAUAUACCAGUCUCCGAAUCUUUCGAAUCAUCUAUCAAUUAUGAAGUAAUGAUGAUUCCACUGGUAUAAAUUAUUAAAGGCACAUUAAUUUAAUACAUUGUCUGUUUAUGAUUAUUAAGAGUUAUUCGUAUACAUCUGGGUAUAUAAAAAAACUCAUUGAA
Chrysoperla carnea is the source of this 8216-nucleotide messenger RNA. Its product is annotated as FK506-binding protein 5-like. Lineage: Eukaryota; Metazoa; Arthropoda; Insecta; Neuroptera; Chrysopidae. The coding region runs from base 184 to 6225 and encodes 2013 amino acids. The record is from RefSeq and is a predicted model, not a curated record. The transcript has 8 exons.